GCGAUGGCGCCUGAGGACCACGAGGGGGCCGCUUCUCUGCUGCAGAGUUUCGAGCGCCGCUUCCUGGCGGCUCGCGCGCUGCCCUCAUUUCCCUGGCAGAGCCUAGAAGAGAAAUUAAAGGAGCCCUCAGGUUCUGAGCUGCUGCUGGCUAUUCUUCAGAAGACUGUAAAGCACCCCGUAUGUGUGCAGCACCUGCCAUCUGUGAGGUAUGCCCGCUGCUUCCUCUCGAAGCUCAUCAAAAAGCAUGAGGCUGUGCCCACAGAGCCUUUGGAUGCAUUGUACGAGGCGCUGGCAGAGGUUCUGAUGGCCAAAGAGUCCACCCAGUGCCACCGGAGCUAUUUGCUGCCUUCAGGGAACUCAGUCACGCUCUCUGAGAGCACAGCCAUCGUGUCCCAUGGCACCACAGGCUUGGUUACAUGGGAUGCUGCUCUCUACUUGGCAGAGUGGGCCAUUGAGAACCCAGCAACCUUUGCCGACAGGACUGUCCUGGAGCUGGGCAGUGGAGCUGGCCUCACAGGCCUGGCCAUUUGCAAAGCAUGCCACCCCAGAGCAUUCAUCUUCAGUGACUGUCAUGGCCAAGUGCUUGCACAGCUCCGUGGAAACGUGCUCCUCAAUGGCUUCUCCUUAGAGCCGCACACUCCCAUUGACUCUCGCAGCCCGAAGGUGACAGUGGCCGAGCUCGACUGGGACAACGUGGCAGCCUCUCAGCUCUCUGCCUUCCAGGCAGACAUUGUCAUUGCAGCAGAUGUGCUAUACUCCUGGGAGGUGACACUGUCACUGGUCAGAGUCCUGAAGAUGCUCACCGACUGCCAAAGGAAGAAUGCUCCUGAUGUCUACGUGGCCUAUACCGUCCGCAGCCAAGACACGGGCAAGCUGUUUGUCACAGAGCUGGAUCGCGCGGAGAUCUCCUGGGAACAGGUGCCCCCUCACACCAGCAAAUUGUUCCCUUAUGAGGAGCACUCGGCCAUCGUAAUCCUGAAGCUCAUGCUAAACAGGCAGCAUGGUGUUUGAAGGCGACUGGAAAAAAUGAGAUCACCAUCGUGGGAAGAGUCCAUGGGAAAGCUGAGCUGAAGAGGUUUCAGUUGAACAGGAAUACUAAAUAACAGACCACAAAUGUACAGUAAGCACGGGUUUUGAGUUCUGGUGCCUUCCUCAGCAGCUCAUCUGGAGUGGACACAAACUCAGGGCAAGCAUUUCCACUGUACAAAUAAAAACAUAAUUUAUCAA
Molecule: messenger RNA, 1227 nt
Organism: Psammomys obesus (fat sand rat)
Lineage: Eukaryota; Metazoa; Chordata; Mammalia; Rodentia; Muridae
Gene: Eef2kmt
Product: eukaryotic elongation factor 2 lysine methyltransferase
Exons: 8
Coding region: 4-1011 (335 amino acids)
Source: RefSeq, a predicted model, not a curated record